AAUCACAAUUGCAACAUUAUCAAAAAUUGCAUUGAAUCGAAAAAGUGUGUGUUUGCUCUGUUUUUGUUUAGAAAAAAGUGCCGAAUUUGAUCGCCAUUCAACGGCGGCAUUCGUACAUAUAAAAUAUUAUUUUGACCUUAACAUCACAAGAUCUUCUUUGAGAUUGAAAUUUUCUAUUCGUGUUUUUUAACGAAAUAGAGAUAAAGAGCGUCGUCGCAAGUCGUUCAGAAUAUAUGUAUGAGCCAUUGUCAUCACCCUAUAUUCUAUGUACAAUACUUGAUAUUUUUGUGGGUUUUUCCCACAUGCACAAUACACACAGUUCCAAUAGAUUUGUCGGAAGAGAAACGAAGCAAGCGUUGUCGCUUUUUAUAUUUCUUCAUUUCAGUUCCAAAUUUAUUGACCAAGCAAACACACAUAUAUUCAAUUGAAAUGCCAUUGUUGUUGGAUAUGGUAUAAUUUAAAAUUCAGUGCUCUUUUAAAUUUAUUCAAAAACUGACCGUUGAUCGUAGCACACUGAUCGGAAGAAUCGUGGCACAAUACAAAUCGGAUACAGCAGGAUUUCGACAUAGAAUUAUAGCAAUAAAAAUACAUUAAAAAUGAAGGUGACUCACUUGAGCACUCUGUGUGCUUUACUGUCGUUGCUUGUGGUUGCAAAUGCCAACUAUGGAAGAAGAGAUUUGAUAAGACCAACUCCUGCUCCUCAAUAUUCCUCUCACGGUUAUCGUUUUUACCAAGGAUUUCAGCCCAUCGAAAGUCGAUUCUCACCGCAAGAUACUAGCGUUAAUUCGAAUGUACCACAAGACAUACGUAUGGCCAGCACUCAAAUUUCACAAGGAUCCGAGAAGUUUUCAUUCGAAAUGUUUAUCUCAAUGGCACAUGCGCUUCAACGAUACGAUUCAAAUUUUGUCAUUGCACCAUUUUCGGUGUGGUCUUUAAUGUUAUUGAUAGCUGAAGGUGCAACCGCUACAUCUUUCAAUCAAUUACAAGCCACACUUCGUAUGCCAAACGAUAUGAAUACUUUGCGUACUGCUUACAAAAAUUUCCAACGUCUAUUACUUGUGAAUACAUCAACCGUUGAAUUGGCAGUGAAUCAGGCCUUAUUUAGUGACAUUAAUCGUCCAAUUGAAAAUUCGUAUGCAACUAUUUUAAGCGAUGAAUACGAAGCCGAUCAUUUGGCUGUAAACUUUAAGCAACCAGCCAACGCUGUCAAAUUCAUAAAUGAUCAUAUUGAUAUGCGUACACAUGGAAAAAUCAAGGACAUCGUCAAACCCGAAGAUUUGAUUGAAACUCAAUUGUUGCUUACAUCGGCAAUUUUCUUCAAAGGACAAUGGAAAUUCCCAUUCAAUAUUAGUUACACCAAAGAUAUGCCAUUUUAUCGUGAAGAUGGAAAACCAAUUGGAAACGUGCCAAUGAUGUCACAACGUAAAAUCUUGUCUUAUACAACGAUCAAUCAAUUGGACGCAAGCAUUCUUGAAUUGCCAUACGGAAAAGAAGAUCGUUUGUGUAUGUUGUUGAUUUUGCCACGGUAUAAUUCAUCAUUGGCUGCGGUCUUCCAAAACUUGCGCAACUUCAAUAUCGCCACAAUUAGUUAUGAACUUCACAAAUACGAUAAUACCAACGAUUAUGAUGAGAGUGAAAUCGAAUUAACAUUGCCACGAUUCAGCAUUGAUUCCGAUUUGGAACUUCGUACCGUACUCGAAGAGUUGGGCAUCAAAGAUAUAUUUGAUCCGGCCAAAGCAAAUCUCUCGAAAAUGUCCAAGCAACCGUCUUUUGUUUCGCGUGUUUUCCACAAAGCGGUUAUCGAAGUAAAUGAGCAAGGAACUGUUGCCGCAGGAGUUACAGCUGGUACCGUGUCAUUCAAACAAUCGCCCAUUGAAUUCAUUUUCAAUCGUCCAUUCGGAUUUUUGAUCACCGACAAAGUUACAAACACUCUCCUCUUCGCCGGACAAGUAAAAAAUCCACUCGUUUUGCAAUACAGAAAAAUGUAUUUGCACCAUCGUUUGUAUAAAAUUUUCACGAUUUUGUUGUGUAUUUUCCAUUUAACGGUGGCAAAUAUUCAAUCACAAGAAUCUAUAGUUUUUCCAACAACAUAUCUACAACGACAGAAAUCAUUUGAUUUAUUAUCAAAUAAUACGGUUUCCAGCGAAAGUAUUGUGGAACUAUCACGGUCCGCCGAAGCAUUUUCCAUCGAAUAUUUUCAACAUAUUUCUCGCCUCGAAGUAUCUAAAAAUAAUAAUUUAAUCAUCUCACCGUUUUCAAUAUGGUCGUUGCUAUUGUUAUUGGCUGAAGGAUCAUCGGGACGAACAUAUGAACAAUUGUCAGCAGUAUUACGAUUGCCAAAUGAUUUAACCAAAAUUCGGCGUGUCUAUAAAUAUAUCCAGAGUGCUUUUCUACAGAAAAAUACGGCGAUCGAGCUAAUAACGAAUCAAGUGUUAUUUAGCGACAUUAAUCGACCAAUUGAUAUUGAUUUUCAAGAUAAAUUGGAGCGCACCUAUGAAGCCGAUCAUUUUCCCGUUGAUUUUACGCAGACAUUUCAAACGGUGACCAAGAUGAAUAGCUAUGUGAAAGAUAAAACCAAAGGUAAAAUUGAACGCAUCAUUGAUCCGGUCGAUGUUUACGCUGCAAACUUGGUGCUUAUUUCGGCGAUCUUUUUUCAAGGUCGUUGGAAAGAUCCAUUUAAAUUGGAAGAUACCCGAGAUUUGCCAUUUUACAAUGAAAAUGGCGUGGUAAUUGGCAAUGUGCCAAUGAUGUUUCGCAAAGGUGGAUGUUCUCAUAUUCGCGUACCAUCGUUAGAAGCCGAUAUCAUUGAACUUGCCUAUGGUUUUGAACAACAAUACAGUAUGGUGAUUUUCUUGCCUUUCAAACAAGCAUCGUUGAUAAGAGUGAUAGAUAAUUUGCGCAUUCUAGGCUUGCAGAAAGUUAUUGAAAAUUUAAAUCAAUCCGAAGAAGAUCCAGAUCUUGAAAUCAAUUUACCACGAUUUUCCAUUUCGUCUGAUUUUAAAUUGAACAGUGUGCUACAACAAAUGGGAUUAAAGAAUGUGUUCGAUGAAAAGCUGGCCAAUUUUUUAAAAAUUUCGAAACAUUCUACCUAUGUGUCACAAUUCAUACAAAAAGCUGUGAUCGAUGUUAAUGAAAAUGGUACAAUCGCAGCAGCAGCCAAUGCUGCAUCACUUUCAUUCCAAUCGAUUCCAUUGGAAUUUCAUGUUAAUAGACCAUUUGCAUUUAUGAUCAUCGAACGCACAACUAAUACCAUUCUAUUUUGUGGCAAUGUGAAAAAUCCACUUGCUGCAUAACCUUGACCAAUUUUACCUUUUUUUAAUCAAAUCGCACACUUUUGAACAUAAAUAUAAGAAAUAUAUAGAUUAAUUUGU
This is a messenger RNA of Contarinia nasturtii (swede midge), 3371 nucleotides long. RefSeq lists its product as uncharacterized. Lineage: Eukaryota; Metazoa; Arthropoda; Insecta; Diptera; Cecidomyiidae. The transcript is spliced from 8 exons. Bases 597 to 3293 code for a protein of 898 amino acids. Gene Ontology annotation, molecular function: serine-type endopeptidase inhibitor activity. The record is from RefSeq and is a predicted model, not a curated record.